Peromyscus maniculatus bairdii (prairie deer mouse) is the source of this 2067-nucleotide messenger RNA. It is a transcript of the gene Tbcc, whose product is annotated as tubulin folding cofactor C. Lineage: Eukaryota; Metazoa; Chordata; Mammalia; Rodentia; Cricetidae. Gene Ontology annotation, molecular function: tubulin binding. Gene Ontology annotation, cellular component: cytoplasm. The record is from RefSeq and is a predicted model, not a curated record. Gene Ontology annotation, biological process: tubulin complex assembly; post-chaperonin tubulin folding pathway.
CCCCGGGGAGAGAGAGGGUGGGGGUGGCCUGUCAUCCUCCCCCGCUCCCCCCUCCGACUGCAGCAAUUGGCUAAUAAUAAUAAUAUUAAUAAUAAUCUGUUUUUAGACUCCCCCAGGACCCCCGGACCCCGCUCCAGCGAGGAACCCAGUCUCUUUCGUCGCGGUGCUUCGCGCCUUCUUCCCGCCCCAGUAACUGCCCACGGGGACCCAGGCGCCCCCAGGCCGCGCGGAGCUGCAGUGGAUGGGGGAGGGCAGGAAGGAUGAGGGUUACCGGGGCGGCGGGGACCGGCUGAGCAAAGAGGUGAUGGAAGGGAAAAGGGAAAGAGAAAAAAAAAAACGAAGAAGAAAAAAACCAGAGGCAUGCAAGCGGCUCCCUGGCCAGCUGUUCCAGCUGCAGCUUCCUCCGGCGCGGCCCGGGAGGUGCAAUAACCCCCCCUCCAUCUUUCUCGCACUACCUGUCCCCACCGCCACCACAAGCACACAUUCCUCCCCACCACCCUGUAGCAGAUCUCCGGCCUGUUAGGGGGUAGUAGGGAGGAGCUGGGGGGAGGGGGAGGCCUGCGAGUUUCUAACCUUGUUCUUAUAAACAAACCCACAUGUGCAGCUGCCGCUGCUGCAACUCACCCCACAAUCCCGGAUAUAAGUCCUGCCCCUUUAAGAAGAAAAAAAAAAAAAAAAGCUUCACCCGCCUGCCUCCCACCCCACCCAUCCACCAGGACCUUUGUCUCCCCACCCCCUCCUGUCAGCCGGCCCCGCCCCCGCCCCGCCCCUCCGGCGCGAGGGAACCAAUAGGCGAAGAGGAUAUGGCGGGAUCCGCCGUCAUCGCGGCCGGCCAAUCCCAGGGCGCGUUGGUGGGAGGCCCUGCGGAGGGCGCCGGGAGGAAGAGCGGCCGCUAGGGAGUCCCGGAGUCAAGAUGGAGGGAGUGGGCUGCUCGGCGGCCCUGGGCGACGGCGCCGCGGCGUCCCCGCGGGACCUGAGCCUGGUGCCCGAGCGAAUCCAGAGGCGCGAGCAGGAGCGGCAGCUGGAGGUGGAGAGGCGCAAGCAGAAGCGGCAGGACCAGGAGGUGGAGGAGGAGAAGAGCGGCUUCUUCGCCGCCGCCUUCGCCCGGGAGCGCGCGGCGGCCGAGGAGCUGCUGCGGGGCGAGGCGUCGGCCGAGCGCCUGGAAGAGGCGGCCAACCGGCUCCAGGGGCUGCGCAGACUCCUCAACGACUCGGUGCUCUUCCUCGCGGCCUACGACCUGCGGCAGGGCCAGGCGGCGCUGGCGCAGCUGCAGGCGACCCUCACCGAGCGGCGCCAGGAGCUGCAGCCCAAGAAGCGCUUCGCCUUCAAGGCGCGGAAGAAGGAUGCUGCCGGGGCCGCCCAGGUAGACGCCGCACCCGCCGCCUCCGCGGCCCCUUCGCCGCCCUCGGCCGAGGAGGAGGGAGCUCCCGGGCUCAGCUGGGCCUGUGGCUUCUCCAACCUGGAGUCCCAAGAUUUGGAGAAGAGAGCCGAGGAGCUGCACCAGCGCGACAUCCUUUUGAGCGACCUGACCAACUGCACUGUCAGGCUGCGUGGCAAUCCCAACACCUUGCGGCUGGCAAAGGCCCGCGGCUGCAAGGUGCUCUGCGGCCCGGUGUCCACCUCCGUGUUCCUGGAGGACUGUUGUGAUUGCGUACUGGCUGUGGCUUGCCAACAGCUCCGCGUGCACACCACCAAAGACACCCGAGUUUUCCUGCAGGUGACCAGCAGGGCCAUCGUGGAGGACUGCAGCGGCAUCCAGUUCGCCCCUUACACCUGGAGCUACCCCGGGAUCGACAAGGACUUCCAGGACUCCGGUUUAGAUAGGAGCAGAAAUAACUGGGACCACGUUGACGAUUUCAACUGGCUGGCCCGAAAUGUGCCCUCCCCAAAUUGGAGUAUUCUCCCUGAAGCGGAGCGGGACAUCCAGUGGGACUGAGCACUGGCCACACUCAGUGACGUCCCAUUCAGUUUUACUUGAUGUUGUCACAUUGUUUAUGUUUGCGGUUUCAGGGGCUUGAAUUUGUGGGAGCUCCCUUACUUGUGAGUUCUAUUAAAUUCAUGACAGAA